AUGGGUGUACCUCCAAACGCAAACGUGUCGCCGUCAGCACCUGCAGAAUUGGUAGCAGCUAGAAGUAUUUGCUGGUGCGAUGCCGCAGGAGGUUCCAUGCCGCCUGGCGCAGUCGAGGGUGGCCACGAUGGAGAGCCGCUGUUUGUUGGUCGUGCCAGUCAUGAAGGCGCGAUGAUUCCUGGGAAGGUUAAACCCAGCCAUGGGGUUUGUUACGUUGCUUGGGGAGGUGAAGAACAUGGAAAAUCUGAUUAUCAGGUUUUGUGUGGAUGCAAGCCUCAAUGGGUAGCAACAAGCGGUGGAAACAUUCCCGCAAACGCAAUUCCCGCUGGCGAAACCGAAGACGGCGAGCCCUUGUUCGUCGGUCGUGUCAACCACGAAGGGACAGUCACCAUCGGCAAGGUCCAGGCUUCCCACAAUGUUUGCUACAUUGCCUACGCCGGGGCGGAAGUUCCGUUCCCUGAAUACGAGGUCCUUGUCGGCCAAUAA
Messenger RNA from Cotesia congregata, 486 nucleotides. Lineage: Eukaryota; Metazoa; Arthropoda; Insecta; Hymenoptera; Braconidae. The record is from the annotation of a GenBank genome assembly.